This is a messenger RNA of Coccinella septempunctata (seven-spotted ladybird), 1797 nucleotides long. RefSeq lists its product as uncharacterized. The coding region runs from base 1 to 1797 and encodes 598 amino acids. Lineage: Eukaryota; Metazoa; Arthropoda; Insecta; Coleoptera; Coccinellidae. The record is from RefSeq and is a predicted model, not a curated record. The transcript is spliced from 2 exons.
AUGUUUCCCUUGGCCACACCUCCAACACAUACCAGGUCUUAUCUCGAGAUAUACGUUAUGGCCUAUGAUCUUUACAGUUCGCACCGACGGAGACAUAAAAUCUCGUCUAACAACCUCACAGUCACUAGAGCAGACAAAAAUGCAGGUCUGGUUAUCCUUCCAACUUCUGUUUAUAAUGAAAAAACAUUAAAAUUCUUCGAAGACAAUAACAUUCACGCAAACGUAACUAACAUCUUGACAAGGUACACCACUCGAUUGAACAAGCUACUCAGGACGGCCUUGCCUACCCUUCAGAAGUUCACCCCUAGUUUAAACAUUCAUAACAUUAAAGAAAAGAACCCACAGAUCCCAAAUCUAUAUAGUCUUAUAAAACUUCAUAAAGUAGACAAGAGCAUCAGACCUAUAACUUCAGCACACGGUUCACCAGCCCAUAAGGUAUCAAAGGUCAUCAACCACAUCUUGACCCAUCAAUUAGGCUAUAAAUCACCCAUGUCUGUAAAAAAUUCGAUAGAAUUAGUCAACAUCAUAGAAUCCACCAAAUUAGACUCGAACAAUGAGUAUAUUUUAGUUUCCUUCGGCAUAGUUAAUCUUUACACAAACAUUCCAGUCGCAGAAUCCCUCUCUUUACUGAGGGAAUUCCUGAAUGCUUGUCAGACCCUAAGAGACUUCAAUAUUGAUAACGAAGACAUCCAAACGAUAAUGAACUUAAUGGAACUUAUUUCUAAGCAAAAUUUCUUCAGCUUCAAUGGCAAUGUUUACACUAUGACAGAUGGUGUACCUAUGGGUUCACCCAUCAGUGGACUUCUUGCAGAGAUCUUCGUAGCUUACUUGGAGUCUCUAAUCAUCAAACACCACUUAUCACAUAAAAUAAUUCUUUGGAGAAGGUACGUUGAUGACAUAUUCUGUAUAUGGUCUGGAACCCUUGACGAAUUAAACUCCUUUCUCACGUUCAUCAACUCCCUAUCCAGAAUUAAAUUCACACUAGAGAUUUCCGAUAACAACAAUAUUAACUUCUUGGACUUGAACAUUACUCUGAACCCCGACAAUUCGUUUAACUAUAAUAUUUACAGAAAGCCCACACAAACUGACGUUGUGAUCCCUAAGUUCUCCUACCACUCACCCCAGAUCAAGAGGACAGCCUUCUACUUUCUUCUGAACCGCCUGCUUAACAUUCCCCUUACUAAAACAGACUACAAUAAAGAACUUGGUAACAUCUACAAGAUUGCCACCAACAAUGGCUACCCUGUACAAUUUGUGGACAACAUCUUAGCCUCUAUCAAAGAAAAACGCAUUUACAAGAAAGUGUACCCUCAUACUCCUAUCAAGAAAACUUAUGUGGUGGUUCCUUACUUCCAUGGAUUCAACUGCAAGUUAAAAUCUCUACUUUCCAAUCACGACCUAGCCCUCAUUAACAGCUCACAUAAAACUUUAGAGAGACUACUGGUUAACAAUAAACCAAAGAAAAACAACGCCCAAAAAAGUGGAAUUUAUAAAAUAAAUUGCGACAACUGCCCUGCCUUCUAUAUUGGUAUGACAACCAGAGCCGCAGGAAUCAGAUUUAAUGAACAUGUCAAGAAUAGACCAGCUUCAGCGAUGGGUAGCCACUUGCAUGAAAAUGAACAUUCCGCUUCACUCGAGGGACUGACCAUAAUUCACGAAAGCGACGACUUCUGGAGACUAACUCUUCUAGAACAACUCGAGAUUCUGAAGAACAAAAAUAGUGAACACCUCCUCAACGAGAUUAAAGAUUUUCCUAACCCAAAUUUGUUCAAACUAGUUCUCUUUCCCAACCAAUGA